AGCCUCCAUUCAGUCAUGUUUUUGAGGCGCGAUGUCAAGUUACCUAAAAUGGGAUUUGAAGUUUUAAUGCUUAUUGGUGUUGCCCUGACAACAUCUCUGAGGACAUACCUAUGGACAAAUGGGCCACGUGUAUGUGGUGGUAAAUAUAAGGCCAUUGGCUCCAAGUGCUAUUAUAUUGAAAACGACAGCGAACAAAUUUGGCUUGGAGCUCUGUAUCAAUGCAGCCGCUUGGGCGGCCAUCUAGCGAGUAUCCAAAGUCAGCAGGAACUCAACGACAUCAGCAAAGAACUAAUGUACUACUCGGAAUACUAUAUUGACAUAAGCGAUCAAAUAGAGGACCGUAAAGGUUUUCUAUCUGCAACCACAGGCUUAGCGCCAAAUUUCAGACACCCACAUCUGGAGGAGAAUCAGGAAAUUAAGGGGUGCGCCGUCAUCAACCGUUUGGGUCACAUGGUUGAUGCGUAUUGUUACCAAAAAAAGUUAUUCGUUUGCGAGAAGCACGAGGAAGUCACUCAGGAACAAAAGCAGAAGAUAGAAAAAAAUUUUAAAAAAAUUGGCCACAAGUACUACUACAUUGAAAACAACGAGCAGAGAACUUGGAUAGACGCCUUCCACAAAUGCCAAGAAUUGGGUGGACAUUUGGCUACUUCGAGAAACGACCAGGAACUAAUCAACAUUUCAGAAGAACUUCGUCCAGGCUCACAAUAUUUUAUUGACCUUAUUGAUAAAAUAGAGGAGGAUCAUUAUCUAUCUAUAACUUCAGGUUCAAAAGAUAGUUUAUUUUUCUGGGCAGAUGGCGAACCAAAACCGCGAUAUAGGAGGGGGGGAGCUGUUGUCAUCAAAAAAUCGGAAAUAGGUACUUAUAUGGAACAUGUUUCAGAAUUUGAAUCGAAUUACUUCAUUUGUGAAGCAUUUUUUUAG
Drosophila bipectinata is the source of this 921-nucleotide messenger RNA. NCBI's taxonomy places the organism in Eukaryota, Metazoa, Arthropoda, Insecta, Diptera, Drosophilidae. The record is from RefSeq and is a predicted model, not a curated record.